CCAUGUUGGGCGGGUCGCGUGCCUGCCUUCUGGCGGCAGCGCUGCUCACCGUGCUCUACUCAGGAUGGUGCUCGGAAGACGAGGAGCGGCUAGUCCGCGACCUGUUCCGUGGGUACAACAAACUCAUCCGCCCUGUGCAGAAUAUGACCCAGAAAGUCGAUGUGCGAUUCGGACUCGCUUUUGUACAGCUUAUCAACGUUAACGAAAAGAAUCAAAUCAUGAAGUCGAACGUAUGGCUGCGUUUAGUAUGGAUGGACUAUCAGCUUAUGUGGGAUGAAGCUGAUUAUGGUGGUAUAGGCGUGUUACGUCUACCUCCCGACAAGGUUUGGAAACCUGACAUCGUGCUAUUCAACAACGCUGACGGUAACUACGAGGUGCGAUAUAAAUCUAACGUUCUCAUAUAUCCAAACGGCGAAGUGCUAUGGGUACCACCUGCCAUUUAUCAGAGUUCUUGCACUAUUGACGUGACAUACUUCCCGUUCGACCAGCAAACUUGUAUUAUGAAGUUCGGGUCGUGGACGUUCAACGGAGAUCAAGUGUCACUCGCGCUGUACAACAACAAGAAUUUCGUGGAUCUCUCCGAUUAUUGGAAAUCGGGAACGUGGGAUAUAAUCGAAGUACCGGCUUACUUGAAUAUUUAUGAGGGAAACCACCCCACCGAAACUGAUAUUACAUUUUACAUCAUCAUCAGACGGAAAACUUUGUUCUACACUGUGAACUUGAUUCUGCCUACUGUUUUGAUUUCGUUCCUUUGCGUCCUCGUAUUCUAUCUGCCUGCUGAAGCUGGUGAAAAGGUAACUUUGGGUAUCAGCAUUUUACUGUCACUGGUUGUGUUCCUGCUACUGGUGUCAAAGAUUCUUCCGCCGACUUCGCUCGUGUUGCCUCUGAUAGCCAAGUAUCUGCUCUUCACAUUCAUCAUGAACACCGUCAGUAUUCUUGUAACUGUCAUCAUCAUCAACUGGAACUUCAGAGGUCCAAGGACACACAGGAUGCCCCUGUGGAUACGGAGCGUCUUCCUGCAUUACUUGCCCGCAGCGCUGCUCAUGCGGCGGCCGCGCAAGACGCGCCUACGCUGGAUGAUGGAGAUGCCUGGCAUGGGCGCUCCGCCCCACGCUGCUGCACCCCAUGAUUUACCAAAGCACAUAAGUGCUAUUGGCGCUAAACAGAGUAAGAUGGAAGCGAUGGAACUAUCGGAUCUUCACCAUCCAAACUGCAAGAUUAACCGCGCAGCCGGUGGAGGUGGUGAAGUCGGAGCCCUAGGCGGCCUGGGAGCUCUUGGGGGCUUGGGCCUAGGCGGGGAGAGACGGGAGUCCGAGAGCUCAGACUCACUGCUCCUGUCGCCUGAAGCAGCUAAAGCGACUGAAGCUGUAGAGUUUAUUGCAGAGCAUUUGAGGAAUGAAGACCUGUACAUUCAGACGCGCGAGGAUUGGAAAUACGUGGCUAUGGUGAUCGACAGACUACAACUUUACAUCUUCUUCAUCGUCACCACGGCGGGAACGGUCGGCAUCUUGAUGGACGCGCCGCACAUCUUCGAGUACGUCGACCAGGAUCGAAUCAUCGAAAUUUAUCGAGGGAAGUAAGGAAUCUCUCUCCAAUACGGCUUCAAUCUAGGCUUCCAUACCAGUAUUAUUUUUAAGGAGUAAGAGUAAAGUAAAAGAAGUCAUCCACCUACUACAGGAAAAUUAAAGAAUGGAAAUCUUUAAUUUGAAAUGUAUGCUUGCCAAGGUAGAGUUUUAGGUUAAAUUUCUGUUGAAUUAUUUGAAUUUUCAAUUAAAAUAAA
Messenger RNA from Ostrinia furnacalis (Asian corn borer), 1780 nucleotides. RefSeq names its product nicotinic acetylcholine receptor beta1 (gene nAChRbeta1). The coding region runs from base 3 to 1580 and encodes 525 amino acids. Lineage: Eukaryota; Metazoa; Arthropoda; Insecta; Lepidoptera; Crambidae. Gene Ontology annotation, molecular function: transmembrane signaling receptor activity; acetylcholine-gated monoatomic cation-selective channel activity. The transcript has 9 exons. Gene Ontology annotation, cellular component: postsynaptic membrane. Gene Ontology annotation, biological process: monoatomic ion transmembrane transport. The record is from RefSeq and is a predicted model, not a curated record.